Messenger RNA from Gymnogyps californianus (California condor), 6491 nucleotides. Its product is annotated as protein mono-ADP-ribosyltransferase PARP14-like. Gene Ontology annotation, molecular function: transcription corepressor activity; NAD+ poly-ADP-ribosyltransferase activity. The transcript is spliced from 17 exons. The record is from RefSeq and is a predicted model, not a curated record. The coding region runs from base 1 to 5517 and encodes 1838 amino acids. Gene Ontology annotation, cellular component: cytoplasm; nucleus. Lineage: Eukaryota; Metazoa; Chordata; Aves; Accipitriformes; Cathartidae. Gene Ontology annotation, biological process: negative regulation of gene expression.
AUGGCGGGGCAGCGGCAGGGCGCCUUCCCGCUGCUGGUGCGGGGCGACUGGGGCGCGACCGAGCCGCCCCCCGCCCUGAGGAAGAAGCUGCUCUGCUACUUCCAGAGCCAGAAGCGCUCGGGCGGCGGCGAGUGCGAGCUGCGGGUCGCGACCGGGACCGGGACCGGGACGGGGACCGGGCACCUCCUCGUCUGCUUCGCCCACCCCGAGGUGAAGCAACGAGUUCUUGAGAGACAGUCUCAUAAGCUGUAUUUGGGAGAAAAAGGAGAACUGAAGUUGAUUGUCACAGAGCCUGAAACAGCACUAGCUGCUGAAGAGGAGGCAUUUGAAGAAAAAUUAGUUCCAACAAAGGCUCUGGAUGCCACAAGCAACCUUCAAACAAAAGAUGAUACAGAAGUCUUGCAGAAAGCAGAGAGUUUUGUUCCAAACAGUGAACUCCAGGAGGAAGCUGGCUCUGCGGAGAACAUUGCAGAAAAGUCCGCAGAGACCUCACCUUCAGUGGUGUUUGAAAACAUACAAGGUUGCAGUCCAAAAUGCUUAUGUAUGCUGUUGGAGAACAUCAGUGGCCUGACAGUAGAUGAUGACUUCACCGUGGAAGUGAUACCUGAAAUAAAUGCUGCUGUAGCUACCUUUAUAAAAAGUAUCGAUACUGAAGAAUUUGUCAAAAAAUGUUCACAAAACAAAAGAGUUAAAGAAUUCAAAAUGACUGCCAGGCUUCUUGAAUUGACCCAGAGCAUCAAGGCUGAAAAUAUACCAGACGGUGUUUCCACAGACUACAUCACAGUUUACUUUGAGAGUGUGCGGAACGGAGGGGGGCCUGUGUCAGACGUCCAGCUCUUGCCUGAGGAGAACUCAGCCAUCAUUACUUUCUGUGAUCACAAAGAUCUAAACACGGUCUUGGAAAAGCAGCAUUCACUGGAACAGACACCGAUUUCUGUGCAUCCAUAUUAUCACUCCCUGGGAACAGCUCUCUAUGGAGAAGACAGACCAACUAUCAAGAUGCCAGACCCCAUUGGGGUGCCACUAGAUCCGUAUGUCUGGCAGUUUUUACAAAGGCAGGCUAAACUGAUCCAAGAGAUAAACCAGGAAAUGGCAAUUUGCCAUUGUGAGCUAAAAUGGCCCCAGACAGACUGUGCACACCCAGAAAUUAUGUUGUGCCCAUCAUCAUCUCUCUCUGAACAGAAAAAGCCAAUGAUUAAGUUGAUCAAGACGUGGAAGCAAGAUGCUUCUACUGAGUUCUCACGUAUCAUGGCACGUUACAUAGCUAUAAAAUGUCAAGUAAAUUCAGUGGAUUGGGAAGAUGUGAAAAACAGAUUGAUGAAAGAUGUUGCUUUGAUCAUAACUGAUAUUUCUGAGGAGAUGGUGGUGAUUGCAGGCAACAGAACAGCAGUGGACAGUGCAGAGAAAGAAGUGAGGGAAUGCAUGGAAAAAGCCAUGAAGCAAAGUGAAAGGGAAAAACAAAGCAUAGAAAUUUCUGUGUCAGUGAUUCCAGGGAAGUAUGCCGUUCUGCACAAUGCUGGACUAGAAAAGAAUAUUCACAAAGAAUAUCCAUGCUUAAAGAUCUUUUAUGAUGACACAAAAAAAACUGUUCAGUUGUGUGGAUUACCUGCGGAAGUAUACAAAAUCAAAGCUGACUUACUGGAAAAGGUAUUGAAUAUGCCACAUACAUCAGUUACCAUUGAUCCCCAUGUUUUCUACUAUCUACAGCGUGUAGAUAAUAAAACAAUGUCAGAGACAUUAUUCACUAGGAAAAAAAUUAAUAGUUUUUAUGAGCUUGAGGAUGAUACUGUGUUGCUGUUUGGAGAUGCUCCCAAAGAUCUUUUAGAAGCAGAAAAGCAAAUAAAGACAGGCUUAGAAUAUGAGUGCAUCGACGUGGAGGAUGGUGAGGUCAUUAAAAAGGAGCAGUGGAGGAGUCUUCUUGCCUCCUUGCGUAAGAAGUACAAUUCUUCCCAGGAAACUCUAGUCAUUGAUGAACCUGUUGGAAAAGAAAAUAAAGUGAUUAUUGCUGGCUUUUCUAAGGCCGUAACUGAAGUUUAUCAGAAACUUAAUGAUUUUAUAGAUAGAAACACACAUAUGGAAAAAGUAAUCCCAGCUAAGUCAGUGGUGGUAGUGCAGUUUGUAGAGAAGGAAAAAUCCAGUGUUUAUCUUGAAUUGAGGAAGAAAGGUGUGACAGUACAUUUUGACACCAAGACACCGUGUAUUUCCCUGAGCGGACCAAAAGCAGAAGUGCCAAAAGCAAUCACCACAUUUGAAAAAAUUCUCUCAUCCCUUUACUCAAAAAAUGUGCCAAUUGAUAAACCGGGAGCCAAAGAGUUCUUCAUUGAGAGGAAAGAUUCAUGUGUUUUUGAGGCAAAGCAGAAAUUUAGCUGUUUGAUUAGGCUGGAAGAAGAAGAAGAACAACAACAACAGAAGGGCGAAAAAGUUGGGGAUAAAGAGAAAAGAAAGCUCCACUACAAGAAAACGCUGCCAGAUGGAGUUGUAGUAGCAGUGUAUAAAGCUGACUUGUGCACUCAUCCUGUUGAUGUUGUGGUAAAUGCAUCUAAUGAAGACUUAAAACACAUCGGUGGCCUGGCUGAGGCACUGUUAGAAGCGGCUGGUCCAGAGCUGCAACAGGAGUGCGACGAGCUGGUGAGGAAGAACGGGACUUUGCAGCCUGGGUGCGCAGUUAUCACAGGCGCUGGGAAACUCCCCUGCAAGAACAUCAUUCAUGCUGUUGGGCCCAGGUGGAGGAAGGAUGAAGCAGAAAAGUGCGUGUACUUGUUAAGAAGGACAGUGAAGAAAAGUCUGCAACUAGCCGAAACAUACAAUCAUAGUUCUAUAGCUCUGCCCCCUAUAAGCAGAGGGAUUUUUGGCUUCCCACUGCAGACGUGUGCAGAUUCAAUUGUAUCCUCCAUCAAGGAGACCUUGGAAGAAUCCAUGGGGGACAGCAGCUUGAAGGAGGUUCAUCUUGUAGAUGAUGCGGAAGAAACAGUUCAGGUUCUGAGUGAGACGGUAAAAAAAGUGUUUACAGCUAAAUCAUCCUCCCCAAUACUGCUGACACCGCGCUCGGAAAACCGUAAGCUGAGAGAAAGCCAGAAGGAGAAGAGAAAAGAGGAUCUGCAGAUGGCUAGAGAUGAUCUGCAGAUGGUUACGACAAAUGAAGGACUUCACAUCCAAGUAGAGGAGAAAAACGUUCAGGAAGCCACGACGGAUGUUAUUGUCAACAGUGUUGGCACAGAUCUGGAGUUUGGUGUGGGGCCUCUUUGCAAAGCCUUGCUGGAAAAGGCUGGACCAGCACUCCAAGUAGAGUUUGACAAUGAAAAACAAAGACAGGUUGCUGGUCAAGGGAGUGUGCUCUGCACCAGUGGAUGUGCUCUGGCCUGCAAGUCCGUGCUUCAUGCCAUACUUCCCACGUGGGAUGGAGGAAGAGGACAGACCCUGAAGACCCUAGAAGAUGUAAUCCAUUCCUGCUUGAAGAAAACUGAAGAACUUGGACUGAAAUCAAUCACUUUCCCAGCUAUUGGAACUGGAGGAUUUGGAUUUCCUAAAACCGUUGUUUCCAAGUUAAUGUUUGAUGUGGUAUUCAAGUUUAGUAGUAGUCACACUCGGAAGACUCUCCAGGAAGUUCAUUUUCUCUUGAAUCCAAAAGAUAUGGAUAACAUUCAGGCUUUUACCAUUGAACUAGAACAUAGGAUAGCUGACAGUUGCAAUGCCGCAGCACCAAGGCCAAGUUUCAUUAGGCCUGUUUCAACUGAAGGAUUGGGAGUUCAUGAGAUGCAGAUUGGUUCCAUUACACUCCAAGUAAUUAGUGGAGAUAUUACCAAGGAAGAUACAGAGGUUAUUGUAAGCAUAUCAAAUUCAACAUUUGAUGCCACUUCAGGGGUCUUCAAAGCAAUUAUGGAUGCUGCUGGUUCCCAGGUAGAAGGAGAAUGUGCUCAAUAUGCUGGGCAGUCUCAAAGUGGCUUUAUUACUACACAAGGUGGAAAACUGUUGUGCAGUAAAAUCAUCCACUUGAUUCACGAUACCAACGUGAAGAGUCAGGUCUCCAAAGUGCUUAACGAGUGUGAGCUAAGGAGGUACAAAUCUGUCGCCUUCCCGGCAAUCGGAACAGGUCAAGCAGGACAGAGUCCAGCAAAGGUAGCUGAUAACAUGUUGGAUGCUAUAGUGGAAUUUGCAAGCAAAAGAACAGUACAGCAUUUGAAAAGAAUUAAAAUCGUCAUCUUCCAGACAAAUAUGCUCAGAGACUUUUACAAAAGCAUGAAGAAAAGAGAAGAUGCAGAUUCAUCCACAACAGAUUCAUGGAUGUCUCUGUUUAAAUCAUUUUUUUGGGGCAAAAAACAACCCACUGAGAAGAAAAAGCUCAUGGUUUUGGAGAAGAAAGUUGAUUUAGCCACAUUUCAAAUUUGUGGAGAAAGCCAAAAAAAUGUGGAUGCAACUGAGUCCUGGAUCAAGAAUUUAAUUUUAAAGGAACAGUUUGAAAACAGUAUUUCAGAUGAGCUAAUUGAAAAUUUUGAUGAGAGGCAAAUUGACACUUUGGCAGAUCUCCAGAGAAGAAAGCAUGUUACCAUUCUUCUUGAAAAUAAAGUUUCCCCCCCUUGCAUUAAAAUUUCUGGUAUUAGCAGGGACGUCUGUUUUGUUUCUGUGGAAGUUCAAAAAAUGAUCCAAAAAAUUAAGGAUACUCAAGAAGAACGAUCCAAGGCAGAACUUGUUUAUAACCUGGUAGAAUGGAGGUAUCCAGGAAGCAAUGAUAGCUUUGUUGCUUUUGAUAAACUGACAAAUAUGCAGCUGGAGGAUGCCAAAAUAGCUAAAAAAACACAUCUUACUGUCAAAAUUAACAAGACCAACUACAAGGUGGAUCUGAAUACUCUACAGGCUAAUGAUGACCAAGGAAAAACUAUAAACAUUCAACGUGUGCCAAAGAAUGAAGAUAAGCAGUCAAUACAGCUCCCUGUGCAGUGGGAAGACAUGCAAAAGGAACGGGUCAAACUGGUGAAUCUUGAGCCAUCACGUCGGGAAUAUCUGGAAGUUCAGAACACAUUUAAGAAUACCUGUCCCAGCUUUGUCAUAGAGAAGAUUGAAAGAAUACAAAAUCCCUUCCUCUGGCAGACAUACCAAAUAAAAAAAAAAUCUCUCUGUACAAAGAACAAAAAUCAAAAUAAUGAGAAGUUACUGUUUCAUGGGACAGCUGCAUCCUCAUUGAGCACAAUCAACUACAAUGGAUUUAAUCGUGGGUUUGCUGGAAAGAAUGCUGCAACCAUUGGAAAUGGAACUUACUUUGCUGUUGAUGCAAGUUAUUCCGCUCAGGAUAUUUAUUCCAGACCGGAUAUGAACGGCAAAAGAUACAUGUACUUGGCUCGGGUCCUCACUGGGCAGUACUGUGCUGGGAGCAGAGGACUCAUCACUCCACCACCAAAAAACCCAGCAGAUCCUACUGACCUGUAUGACAGCGUGGUUGAUAAUGUGAAUAAUCCAACAAUGUUUGUCAUAUUUAAUGACAUUCAGGCAUAUCCUGAAUACCUUAUUACUUUCAGAAAAUAGAAUAUUCUUAAUAGUCUGGAAAAUUUUAGUGCCUUUUACAUGUGGGAAUUAAAAGGGCAGUUCUUGAUUCUUGUUUACAUCUAGGUUUCUUAAACUAAGUGGUUAUUUAUCUAUCCAUGUCUUUAAAUAUGUCUUCAAAUUAUCAACACAAUGAGGCCAGGAUAAGCAAAUAUUUUAGAACAUGCUAUUUCAAUACUCACAUUUCAAAUUCAGUUAUGCGGAGGUGUAGGCAAGGACUGUGAGAACAGCCCGACCUCUUCCUACGCAAGGCAGAGGGGGCUGGUAGGAGAGGGAGCUGCUCUGCCUCACCUGUGGCCUGAAGUAAGAGGUGUAGGAUAGGUCAGUGCACCUAUGCAUGUUCCUAUUUCCAGUAUUCACCAUAAAGUACCAAGUGGCUCUCUGCCUGUGAGGAUUUAUUUAAAAUACUCUGUGUUGGGGGAAUAACCUCGCUCGCCAGCAGAGUUUUCAGUCAUUCUCGGGCAUUCACUCACCCUUGUUGGUGCUAGCGUCCAGAAGGAAAAAUAUCCAAUAUUGAACACGCACUUUGCAUUCAUUGUUUCACCCUCCUUAUGCUGUUGUGGCAUACUUUGUUACUCCCUAUGUGUAAAUUCCUAUAUUCAUACCCAUUUCUUAGGGGCAUUCUCCGUGGUCCCCUGCAUUACGUACAUCCAGCUUCCACAUACAAAGUCAUUGCUUCUGAAAUUUUCAAGACAGCAAAGAGGGACUUUUAAUUUCUUCUGGUUGGUACCGAAACAUUAACCCUUCUGUAGAAUUACCAAUUUGCAGCGAGUCAUCUACAGGGGCAAAACUCAGUUAUCAUGCUUAAACCAUUUGAAAAAUUUUAAAGUUCUGUAAAGCAAGUAAAUAAUGGCAUUUGUACAUCUUUGCAAGCUGUCCACUUAUUACAGUGAUAAUCUUACAACUGCCAAUCAAAACCCAUAUACACGUGGUUUUAAUAAAAGUAGUUUCAAACA